This is a messenger RNA of Pogonomyrmex barbatus (red harvester ant), 1356 nucleotides long. RefSeq names its product polypeptide N-acetylgalactosaminyltransferase 35A (gene Pgant35A). Lineage: Eukaryota; Metazoa; Arthropoda; Insecta; Hymenoptera; Formicidae. The record is from RefSeq and is a predicted model, not a curated record. Gene Ontology annotation, molecular function: polypeptide N-acetylgalactosaminyltransferase activity; Notch binding. Gene Ontology annotation, cellular component: Golgi apparatus. Gene Ontology annotation, biological process: protein O-linked glycosylation; regulation of Notch signaling pathway.
AAAUGCUAGUUAAUUAUCUGUUUUUACUAAUGAGCAUCAUACAACGUUAUUGCGAUCAUUGCAUUCUGUGCUUGAGAGAACAUCAGAGAUGCUUUUGCAUGAGAUUAUUUUAAUAAAUGAUUAUAGUGACAGUGAUAUGUUACAUGAGAAAAUAAAAAUAUAUAUUAGAAACAAUUUCGAUGCUAGAGUACGAUUAUUUAAAACUGAGAAGAGAGAAGGUUUAAUCAGAGCACGGGUAUUUGGAGCCAGGAAAGCAACUGGCAAAGUUUUAAUUUUUCUGGAUAGUCAUAUAGAAGUAAAUGAAAUGUGGAUAGAACCGCUUCUUUCAAGAAUUGCUUUUUCAAAUAAUAUUGUACCAAUGCCUGUAAUUGAUAUUAUAAAUGCAGAUACAUUCCAAUAUACUGGGAGUCCAUUGGUGAGAGGUGGCUUUAAUUGGGGUCUUCAUUUUAAAUGGGAUAAUUUACCAGUUGGGACAUUAAAACGUGAUAAAGAUUUUGUAAAGCCCAUCAAAUCACCAACUAUGGCUGGGGGAUUGUUUGCUAUUGAUAGAGAAUAUUUUACAAAAAUGGGAGAAUAUGACACCGGUAUGGAUGUUUGGGGUGGAGAGAAUCUCGAGAUAUCAUUCCGAUUAUGGAUGUGUGGUGGCAGUAUCGAGCUUAUUCCCUGUUCACGAGUGGGUCAUGUGUUUAGAAGACGGCGGCCAUAUGGUUCGGAUGAUCCACAUGAUACAAUGUUAAAGAAUUCUUUGCGAGUUGCACACGUAUGGAUGGACGAAUAUAAAGAUUAUUUUUUAAAAAAUGCUAGAACAAUUGACUAUGGCGAUAUCUCAGAGCGACUAGCAUUGCGUCAGAGAUUAACAUGUAAGACAUUUGGCUGGUAUUUGAAAAUGGUUUAUCCUGAACUAACAUUGCCAGAUGAUACAGAAAGACGGCUGAAAGAUAAAUGGUCUAAACUCGAUCAGAGACCGAUGCAACCUUGGCACUCGAAGAAGAGAAAUUAUACCGAUCAGUAUCAAAUCAGACUUUCAAAUACUGUGCUUUGUAUUCAGAGUGAAAAAGAUAUUAAAACUAAAGGUUCAAAACUUAUUUUAAUGCCAUGUUUAAGAGUUAAAUCACAAAUGUGGUACGAAACUGAUAAAAAUGAAUUGGUACUUGGGCAGAUGUUGUGCUUGGAAGGAGCUGAAAAGAUUCCGAAACUUGGAAAAUGUCAUGAAAUGGGAGGAAGCCAAGAUUGGCGUCAUAAACGCAUUGUAAGAUCUUUUUUUUUUAAUGUAAUUCUUGAAAAUUUAGGUUUGCUUUUUAUUGCCGCACUAGAGCUGCACUAGAAUUGAAUUGAAUUGAAUUGAAUUGAAUUGAA